Messenger RNA from Fundulus heteroclitus (mummichog), 3059 nucleotides. RefSeq names its product cyclin-dependent kinase 11B (gene cdk11b). Gene Ontology annotation, biological process: protein phosphorylation; regulation of mitotic cell cycle. The coding region runs from base 96 to 2609 and encodes 837 amino acids. Gene Ontology annotation, cellular component: nucleus. Gene Ontology annotation, molecular function: ATP binding; cyclin-dependent protein serine/threonine kinase activity. The transcript is spliced from 21 exons. NCBI's taxonomy places the organism in Eukaryota, Metazoa, Chordata, Actinopteri, Cyprinodontiformes, Fundulidae. The record is from RefSeq and is a predicted model, not a curated record.
GUGUUUUUCCCGGUGAUUAAUGGCGUCAUUCUCUGCAUUUCAGCCUAUAUUUCUAACGAUAGAGACCGCCACUAGCGCGCCACGGUGGAGAGUGGAUGCUGAUGGGGGACGAAAAGGAGACCUGGAAAGUUAAAACGCUUGACGAAAUCUUGCUGGAAAAAAAACGCAGACGAGAAUUAGAGGAGAAAACCGACCCUAAGCGCCAGAAAAAUUUCUCACAAAGCGUCGUUCCACAGGCGAAUGAUCGGGAACCGAAACGAGACACUCCGGAGGAAGGAGAACUGCGAGAUCCAAGGAUGGAAAUAACAAUCCGUAAUUCCCCGUACGUACGGGAGGACUCCACAGAGGACAGAGGAGAGGAAGACGAAUCCUUAGCAAUCAAGCCCCCGCAGCAGGUAGCGAGGAAGGACAAGUCCCAUCACAGAAAGGAGGAGAAGAGAAAGGACAAAAGACGUCACCGCAGUCACUCCGCCGAAGGAGCAGGAGGAAAACACGUCCGAGUCAAGGACAAGGAAAAGGAGCGGGACAGCGAUCGCAGGAAGCGCCGGUGGGAAGAAGACAAAGCGCGCAGAGACUGGGAGAGGCAGAAACGAAGGGAACAAGCCAGAGCUCAUUCCCGCAGAGAGAGAAGAAAACUACAAGAACACUCCUCUCCUCCAGCCGUUCCUAGGUGUCUAGCGGCUAAUGCUAAGGACCGUCUGGAGCAGCAGGAGCGCCAGCGGGAACGGGACCGCAAGAUCCGCGAGCAACAGAAAGAGCAACGGGAAUUCAAAGAGAGAGAGAGAAGGGUCGAAGAUCGGCACAAAGAAAGAGGGACUCGACGAGAACUGCCGUCUCACCACCGCAUGCUACCCGACGAGUAUGACGACAAGCUAAAGCAGAGCCAACGUAGCCGCAGCCCUGGCCGUAGUUCCCGGGACCGGUCUGAGCACGGCGAGCCGCGGAGAGCUCCUGCGUCAAAAGACGAGAGAGCAGACGUUCAAGACCUGCUAGCAGACCUCCAGGACAUCAGCGAUGCUGAGAGGAAGACCAGCACGGCAGAGUCCUCCAUGGCUUCAGGGACGGGCUCUGAAGGAGAGGAGGAGGAGGAGGAAGAAGAAGGGGAAGAUGAGUCAAGUAGCCACAGUGAGGGUGAGGAAGAGGAGGAGGAGGAGGAAGACGAGGGGGAGUCUGCUUCAGCUUCUGGACGGUCUGAGCAGAGUGCAGAGGACGUGAGCGAGGAAGAGCAGUCGGAGGAGGACUUUGAAGAGGAGAGGGAAAAUGGAAAACACAUUCCUGCAGUUCCAGAAUCCCGUUUUGACCACGACUCUGAGGAGACCGGCGAGGAAGAGGAGGAUGAGGAGGAGGAAGAUGAGGAGGAGGAAGAAGAAGGCAAAGAGGGCGUACCCACCCCUCAGUCUCAAACUCAUUCCCGCUCCGCCACCCCCGAGGAGAACUACGUCCCGGAGUCGCCGCCAGUUUCCCCCGUGGAGCUGAAGAAGGAGCUGCCCAAGUACCUGCCGGCUUUGCAGGGCUGCCGCAGCGUCGAAGAGUUUCAGUGUCUGAACCGAAUAGAGGAGGGGACCUACGGCGUGGUGUACAGGGCCAAGGACAAGAAGACCGAUGAGAUCGUUGCCUUGAAGAGGCUGAAGAUGGAGAAGGAGAAGGAAGGCUUUCCCAUCACGUCUUUAAGAGAGAUCAAUACAAUUCUGAAAGCUCAGCAUCCAAAUAUCGUCACAGUCAGGGAAAUUGUUGUCGGGAGCAACAUGGAUAAGAUCUACAUCGUGAUGAACUAUGUGGAGCACGACCUGAAGAGCCUGAUGGAGACCAUGAAGCAGCCCUUCCUGCCUGGAGAAAUAAAGACUCUUAUGCUUCAGCUGCUUCGAGGAGUCCGACAUCUUCAUGACAACUGGAUCCUGCAUCGUGAUCUGAAGACGUCUAACCUGCUGCUCAGCCACAAGGGAAUCCUCAAGAUCGGGGACUUUGGUUUGGCGCGGGAGUACGGCUCGCCCCUCAAGCAGUACACCCCCAUCGUGGUGACUCUGUGGUACCGUUCCCCGGAGCUGCUGCUUGGAGCCAAGGAGUACUCUACAGCUGUGGACAUGUGGUCAGUGGGCUGCAUAUUUGGCGAGCUCCUCACCCAGAAACCUCUCUUCCCUGGAAAAUCUGAAAUUGACCAAAUUAACAAGAUUUACAAGGACUUGGGGUCACCCAGUGAGAAGAUCUGGCCCGGCUACAGCGAGCUACCCGCGGUGAAGAAGAUGAGCUUCACAGAGUAUCCCUACAAUAACCUGAGAAAGCGCUUCGGGGCUCUGCUGUCAGACCAAGGCUUCGACCUCAUGAACAAAUUCCUCACCUACUGCCCCAGUAAGAGGAUCUCUGCCGACGAGGCCUUGAAGCACGAGUACUUCAGGGAGACGCCCCUCCCCAUCGACCCCUCCAUGUUCCCCACCUGGCCGGCCAAGAGCGAGCAGCAGAGGGUGAAGAGGGGCACCAGCCCUCGUCCACCCGAGGGAGGCCUGGGCUACAGUCAACUGGGUGACGACGACCUGAAAGAGACGGGCUUCCACCUGACGUCCAGCAACCUGGGAGCGUCUGCGGUCGGCCCCGGGUUCAGCCUCAAGUUCUGACCCGGAUCCCGCGGGACCUGGUUCUGCCUCACCGGGAGGAGCAAAGCAAAGACUUCUGGGACUUGUUUGUUUGAAGCCAGACGGUUUGCGACUUCAGGCCAGAUGGGUACCUGCCAGCCAGGCAGCUGGUACCGGACACUCGGGACUGUCUAACAGCGAGACGCGUUUUUAUGUGGACAUCUUCUCUUUACUACUCAGCAAUUCUUUUUUUUUUUUUUUUUCACCAUUUCAAACGUGACUGUUUCAGCUCCUCUACAGGAACCCGUCAUUAGAGGUUGGGUUCUCAUAUUUUGACCCUUUUCUGGUUGGUUUCCUGGCCGCUGUACAUUUCUGCAGGUCUGCUGUGCGAUCCAUCCAGCAUCAUGGCAGCGACUUACUGGGGAGCCUCAGCUGACGUGACAUUAAGGCUGACAGUGUUUUUCUAAGAAAUAAAAUUUGAAACUCCGCUUU